Messenger RNA from Sphaerulina musiva SO2202, 4889 nucleotides. Its product is annotated as carotenoid oxygenase. Gene Ontology annotation, molecular function: carotenoid dioxygenase activity. NCBI's taxonomy places the organism in Eukaryota, Fungi, Ascomycota, Dothideomycetes, Mycosphaerellales, Mycosphaerellaceae. Gene Ontology annotation, biological process: carotene catabolic process. The coding region runs from base 373 to 2073 and encodes 566 amino acids. The record is from RefSeq and is a predicted model, not a curated record. The transcript has 2 exons.
GGCGACGCCCGCGGGGAUGGCAUCAACUUGCCAUCGAAGGACAGCGGCUUAUGCUGCGAAUGUGGCAAUAAUCCGAACAUGUGGAUUUUUCCGAUGCCAUGUGGUGGUUUCCCGAAACCAUGUGGUGGUCUCCCGAACAUACCGAAGUCAUUCCUGGCAGGGUAUCACUUCCAAUACAUCAUAUCUCAUUCGCUGACUGGGAUGCCGGUAUAAGAAAUAUGGAGAAGGCGUGCGGGGCAUCUGGGAUGUAGCGACAAGUGCCGUGAGACGAACGGAUCGAAUUGUUCCACUCGCGACAGUUGAGGAAUGAUAUAAAAGUAGGUAGGGGCAUGUCAUCUUCCCUCAGCAGAUACGCCUAGGCACCUACACAAGAUGGCGACAGUGACCGCAACGCUCCCAGCACAACCGGCUGCCAUCGUCGACCUCAAGCCCGAUGUUGCCGUCGAAAGAAUUGAAGUAGCCGCACCGCCAGAGACUCCUGCCCCGCCCACUGCCAUGUCAGAUGUCUCCGACUACAACCACGGCCUCAAGUCGAAAUGGCCGAUUGCAACUGAUCUCGCAGGCUGUGCUCAACCGUGUCGACUGGAAGGCGAGGUUGCAGAUCUAGUUGUACUCGGCGAAAUCCCCAAGCAAAUCGAAGGCAACUUCUAUCGAGUCAUGUGCGAUCCUUUCGUUCCACCUCACCCCAAUAACAUUCCACUCGAUGGCGAUGGCAACAUUUCCGUCUUCCAAUUCCACAAUGGACGAGUGGAUAUGAAGACCAAGUACAUCGAAACCGAGAGAUUUAAGCUGGAGCGUCGUGCCAACAAGGCAUUGUUCGGUCUCUACCGCAAUCCUUACACUCAUCAUCCUUGUGUCCGGGCUGCUGUGGAUUCGACCGCCAACACCAACCUCGUGCUCUGGGCAGACCAUCUGCUAGCACUCAAGGAAGUCGGCUUGCCAUAUGCUGUCGACCCCAUCACCCUGCAGACCAGAUGCUACGAUCCUUUCAAGCAAGUCAAAGCCAAGACGUUCACAGCACACCCCAAACUCGACCCAUACAAAGACGAACUCGUCGUAUUCGGCUACGAAGCCAAGGGCCUAGGAAGCAGAGACAUUGUCACCUACUCCAUCGACCGCGCCGGCAAGAUUCACAACGAGUUCUGGGUUCAGGACCCCCACGACACACCCGGUUUCAUCCAUGACUGCGCCAUCACCCCCAAUUGGCUCAUUCUCUUCAUCUGGCCCUUCGAAUCCAACAUCGAACGGAUGAAAGCCGGUGGCCACCACUGGGCCUGGGACUACUCUCGAGGCAUAACAUUCAUCCUCAUACCACGAGAUGCCGCCAACCCGAAAGCCCCAGGCUGGAAACCUCACGAAUACCGCUCCUACUCGUGGAAAAACUGCAUGGCAAUCCACACCGCAGGAGCCUGGGAAGACGCCGAAGGCAACGUCUUUGUCGAGAGUUCUCGUGUUCACGACAACGCCUUCCCCUUCCUGCCCCCGGACGGACCCAACCCCCGCAUGCCCGCCCCCGACGCAGGCGCGGAUUUCGCACGCUGGAAAAUCGACCCCACACAACCCGAUCGCAGCGUCAUUCCCGACCCCGAAGUCAUUGUUGACUGUCCUUCCGAGUUCCCUCGCAUCGACGAGCGAUUCAUGACUUCGGCCUACGACUUCACAUGGCUCAACGUCUUCAUGCCGCAGAAAUCCGACGGCACCAAAAACGUCUAUCAAGGUCUGAACGGAAUCGCCCAGCACAGCAACAAGACGGGCGAGACGAAAUGGUUUUACGCCGGAGAUGAUUCGGGCGUGCAAGAACCCAUUUUCGUGCCGAGAAGUGAGGAUGCGCCGGAAGGAGAUGGCUUUGUGAUUGCGUUGGUGGAACGCCGCGUGGCGAAUCGUUGCGAUUUGGUCGUUUUGGACACCAGGGAAUUUGAAAAGCCCGUGGCAAUUGUACAAUUGCCGCUGCAUUUGAAGGCGCAGAUUCAUGGGAAUUGGGUGGAUGCGAAAGCGCUGGGUGGUUACAAACCCAUUAUUAAGCCUAUUGAUGUGUGGGGGAUUUCGGGCCAGGGCGCUUUGGAGCCGUUGUAGUUCUAAGGUACACGUACCUACUUUUGUAUGUAUUCUUGUCUGUAUGAUCUCUAGGAGCCUUCAAGAAAAAAAUGAAUUAUGACCACCACUUGCGAGUACUUUUUCAUGUUGUGUGAUGAUGGAUGCUUAUGGUGAUUGAAAUAUACCAAUCUUUCUGGACUUUGAGCGAGAGCAGAGCAAAAGUCCAGAUGAGGACGGUAUUUAUUUCCUCAUCCCCACUUGAACACAAUCUGCUUUCCCUUCUUGCCCUUUCUCGCCACGCUCUCAUCAUUCUGCCCAGCGUUCGCAUCUACCACCGGAGUAGAAGUCCCACUGCCUCCCGCCCAAGCAUUGACACUAGGAUUUCCCGAGUUCGUUCGAAGAAUUCCUCGUCCAGUGUAACCAGGCGAGAAUACCGUGCUCGUGGGCUUCUUUGCUGCAGGCAACGCAGGAAACAGCUCGGCGCUUCUCGUAUUGGUGCCCGUGGGCUGCUGUCUGGCAUUGAUAGCAGGAGACGCUCUUGCAGAACUGGAAGGGGUCAUUGCAGGCGAUCGUGCGGCUGAAUCUGUGGCGGGACGAGUGGCCAGCCAGCUAGGGGUGGGUGCUGGAGCGGCACUUCCUCGACCAAGUUGAAUCGAUGGUCCACCGUUCCGUGGAGGAAGUGACGGGAAUGGAUUGCUUGAGGAAGCGGCAGGAGUGCUACUUGCUGAGCCCCAUGACGCUUGGCGACCGACUGCUGAUUGUGAGCUUUUGGCUGUGGAGCUCUUCAGCUUCAGAACACGCGAAGCCCCUACGCCCUUGCCAAGCACUCCCGCAGCGGUUGUGUUGGCGCCAGCCGGACCUGGUAAUGUCGGAUAGUCUUCAUUCACAGCCUUCCAGUCCGCCCACGCUUUGAGAAGGCUAUCUCGCUUGCCAGGCACUUCGAAAAUAUCUGCCAGUUCGUUGAUGAGCUUGCCAAUUUCCUUGGAUGAGGUAUCGAAUAUUGAGAACAAGGCGUCGAUCAGAUCGCCCGGAGAGAUGCCACCCCGGGUAUAUGAUGAGACCCGCUCACGGAACGCAUCCAUCUUCACCUUCUCGUUGCGGGCUAGAUUUGAAGCACGCUCGUUGACAGCAGCAUGGCGCAGUUGCCGCGCCUGCUCCUGUGGCGUGAGUGGUGCUGCCGGGUGGGGUGAUUGCGGAGCUGCUUGUGUGGCUGUUUGUUGUGUGAUCGCUGGCCGUGAAGCAGCUUGCGCUGGGGUGGGUGCGCUCAGUUGACCUCCAAAUGAUCGAGCAGAAACAGACUGUGCGCUGUGUAUCUCACGCUCGCGCUGAUGCGCUACCUCAGCACGACUCAGGUUACCGGCGGAUGAUGCUGGCAGAGGCUCUGCGUUCGGGUCACGCCCGCGACCUCCUCGUCUGCCACCUCUGCCUCGAGUAGGCUCUUGGUACUGUGGGCGAUAAUCGAAUGCCGAGAGAUCCACCCUGCGUGCAUCUUUCGAUAAUCCAUUGGGAUGCUGUUCAAGCUGAUGGGCUUUCAGGUCCAUUUCAGAAUCAAACACCACGAACUUCUUCUCCUGGCACUCCUGGUCCAGACAUGGAAAAUGGUCUUUGCUGAAAUGCUUCUCCAGAGCAUCGUAAUUCAUGAAAUACUGGGGUGUAUUACCUCCGUUGCGCCUAUCGCACAAGUGACAUCUUUCGUGAGCCUCACGACAAUGCGAAAAGAGCUCAUCAUCGCCGUAGAACCUUCUCCGGCAGAAGCCACAUUCUGGAUGACCUUUGAAUCCACUCUGGUCGACAGCACCUGGAUGAUCGUCUCCAAAUUUCUCGUGUCGUUUCAAUUCUGCAUGAGUGAACAGCUCGUGCUCGUGUGUGAAGACUUUCUUAUUCCUGGUACACAAAUCACACAUCACCUUUUGGUGGGUGUUACGGACGUGGCGAUGCAGAUCUGGCCAGCCCAAGCAUGCCUCAUAGCAAUCCUGAUCCGGACAGUUGUAUCUCAACAGUAGCACAGUGUCCUCGAAGAUCUCGUGCUUUUCGUAGCUGAUACCAAGAUUCUUGUCGACUCUGUGAAAAUCUCUUUCUACGAAGUCCUCGUACCUCUUCUCUGCAUCAUCAGUGAAAAUCACAUUUGUAGCCUCCGUUCUGCAAUGCGCACAAGCUUUCGUCUUGUACAGUGCGCGCAGUCGAAGGGCGCAAAUGUGGCAGGUGCGGUGGUUACAAGGUGCGACGCUAUUGUGCGAGACGGGAGAUGCGCAGAUGAAGCACACUUCCGCCUCAACGUCGUCGCCGUCCUCCACUUGCGCACCUGCUCCCUCGCCUUGGAUAUUGUGGGCGGCGUCUUUGGUCAGGCGAGCACCAAAGACGCCCGUUCCGCCAGGUUCCGGACUCGGUUGUACUGCUGUUGUAUUCUGUUGGGCGCUGCUGAAUGCUCUGUCGCGAUUGUUAUGAUUGGAGUCUCCUCUUCCACCUCGACCUCCUCCUCCCCCUCGACCUCUGCCUCUUCCACGUCCUCGAUUACCACCACCAUCAGCCCUUGUCCGAUCAGCGCCGCGGUCGUUGGGUGCGCCAUUGUGAUGCUCUGCAGAAGCACCUCGGUUUGCGCCACCUCUUUGGCCACCUCGCCCCCGGCCUCCACCACGCCCUCCUCUGCCCUGGCUUUCUCCGCCGCUCGUCGCUGGUGCUGUCGUCGAUGUAGUCUCGGCCAUUGCUUGAGUCUGUGUGAAUGGAUAAUCCCUGCUUAAACGGUGACCCUGGACUUUGCUGGCUGGCGAAUUGGGGACAAUGCUAAAAGGGUCUGUGUGUGACAAGAGCAGACAAUUGAAGCAACAGCCAGAGUGAAGUUGGUCACAAAGAGUGAA